AUGAGAAAUGCAGGGUGGGCCAAGAACCGAACGGAAAGAAGAAGAAGAAGAAGAAGAACAACUACAAGGGACCAAGACGUUGCUUUAGAUCUAGGAGAGACAAUCGUCGUGUCGUCGAUUCCACUCCCGCUACAAUACCAAUCUUAGUUACCCUCCAAUCAGGUGUCGAUUCUCUCCUUUCGAUUUUGUUCUUGGGAUAAUUUUGGCGCUCGAUUUCCUCGGGACCUGAUAAUUUUGGUUUGCUGCAGUUUGUUAUCGUCGGUUAUUUGCUUUUCGUCUUAUUCCUUUUUAAAUUUUGGGGGAUUUAGAGCCGCGAUCUGUUGGACCUAAUGGUUGUAUAGAGCUGUCGUCGGUGGAUUGGAUCGAAUUGAAUGGACAAAAACAAGAACCGUACCGAUCUGCUUGCGGCUGGCCGGAAAAAGCUUCAACAGUUCAGGCAAAAGAAGGAUAAUAAAGGAAGUAACAGUAAAUCUUCAGGUAAAGCUGGUAAAUCUGGGCAUGACGCACAGCCGCAAGCUGGAGACGGAGAAACAUCCAAGAAUGAGGUGGAAACUGCUGUUGCAAUUUCAGAGUCUACCGACACAGUGGAUUCAAUGGCAACUGAUGUUGCUGCCGCCGGUGAUGAAAUUUCAGCAAAGGGAGGUAUUGGGGAUGCAGCGGCUCCUGGAUUUCCAUCAGAGGGUUCUGGAAUAGAUCAGGCUAAAUUGAAUCAAAGUGGAAAAGAUGGACAAGAUGUUGAUUCUGGGGUCCCCAUGGAUGGAAGAUCAUCUGCUUUGGCACCCGAGGACACCAAAGACAGCAAGAAAAGCAAUUCAGAUCCGACAAGUCUAAAUGAACAGCUACCGGAUUCGGGUACAGCUUUACCUGUUGAGUUUUCAUCUGACAGGCAGGAUGGGGGAGAGCAGGUAACAGAUGUAGGGGCAAUGCAGGAUGUUGAACGUACCGGUGGGAGCCAAAGUGAUAAAGGCACGGUGAAGAAUUUCGAAGAAGGCGGUACUCUUCCUUCAAGUGGUUUCAGUGGGAACCCUGAUUCAGGCACUGUUCCCAAAGAGGAGGAAAUCAAUGUUGCUGCACAUUCUACUAGUUCUGAUAGCACUUUAUCGACUGGUGAUUAUGCCAAGGAUCUCAGAAAAAGUCAGAAGAGGCAAGGGCUUUUGGUCCUCAUUGAUCCUUCUGAAAGUUCUGAUGUUGACUUUCAGCAAGCUGAAAGGAGAUUGGGCGAUUCUCCAAAUGGCAAGAAUACUGAAGCGCUCAAUACAUCAGGCAGUCAUGUUAACAUUCGCACUGAAGGCGAGUUCCCGGAUGCAGAAAGUUCUGAUGUCAAAACUACUAACACUGCAGAAUCUUUUGGAUAUAGGAAGGUAGAUCUGUCACCAGUUUUACAUGGAAGUACGAUCCAACUUUCUCAGCUUUCCAAAAUUUUGCAAGUACUUGAUGAAGAUGAAUUCAGGUUCUUGUUUGCGUCAUCAUUGGAAAAAUAUAGGGAUAACCCUGAGAUUAAAGUCAAUGCAUCUGUUUUUCAUGACACAUUUGAGAGGCUCCAAGAACAGUUAUAUGUUACAAGCUUUUCGAAAGAUGCAAUGCAGUUACAGCUUUGUGAACAGCAAAAGUUGGUUGAUAAACUUUGUGCAGCCAAUGCUUCACAGAUUGAAGGUCAGGAGAAGAAUGAGGCAUUUAAUGAAGAUAUUACCACGUGUAGGAGGGAACUUCAAGAGGUUGCUUUAGAGAGGGAAGAGCUUCAGAAGCAGCAUAACUUUUCAAAAACUGGUGUUGAGGAUCUUACUGCUAAAGUGAAUGAAUUGCAAAAUAAACUCGAAAUGGCACAGGGGGAAAUCUCUAGCCUAUCCUCUGAGCUUCUUGACUGCAGAAGUUUGGUGGGAUACUUGCAGACAGAAAAUGAAAACUUAAAUGGGAGUUUAAAACGGAUGGCUGAAGAGAAGGAGAAGCUUUUAGAGGAGAAUAGAUUUAUUUCGCUUGAAAAAGAAAAAUUGUCAGGAGAACUAGCUCAGUCCAAUGUCUCUGUGGAAUCGGAACGUUUGCAAGCAGAACACAAUAAAGCCCUGGAUGACUUAAAAGAAGCAACAAUUUGCAUUGAUCAAUUAACCAAAGAGAAAGAUGCUCUCAAUGCUGAUUUAGAGUUUCUCAAGGGCAAACUCGAUGAUCUUAAUCAAAAGAGGUUUGCCACAGUUGGAAGUAAAGGGGCUGGAAAUGACAUUGAUGAAGCUGACUGGUCAUCUCUGGAGCAGCUGAAAGCUAAGGCUUAUGAUGAUGCCUUUGGAUUUUUUGCUUUAAAAAGAAACUUGGGAAAUGCAGAAAUGAUGAUGCGGAAACUUGAGAAUGCAAUUGAAGGAAUGCACUUGCGUUCGUAUUCACUGAGUAAGGCAGCUACUAAAGUUUCUUCUCCUAAGGUAUCGAGGUUGAUUCAUGCUUUUGAGACGAAAAACCAUGUGGAUGAGCAAGAUCCAGAAAAAAAUUCGUCAUUCGAAAACCAAUCCACUGAAGAUCUAUACUUGAGGGCCAAAAUGUUCACAGAUAACCUGAGAGUUUUACUGGAGGAGUUGGUAGAUGAUGCAGAGAAUGCGAGUGAAGUCUGUAGAUUAAUUCAGAAUACACUAUGUACUGAGGCUACUAACUUGGACAGGAGCAAGUAUACUACACUGAGAGAGGACACCGAUCAGGUUGAAAGAGCAAAUAUAGAGCUUAUGGUUCUGUCUGAAGUUAUGAGACUACAUGGAUGUGAUGCUGCGGAAAGAGAGAAUGAACUUCUCAGUUUAUGCAAUGCCCUGCAGAAGCAAGAGCUUACUCUGGCAUCUGAGAAAAAUCAACUUAGAGAGAAGGUGGAGGAAUUUGAAAUCAAAAUUCAUGAGCUGCAGAGUCAGUUGGAUCUAGUGAGCAGAGAUGCAGACGAGAAGGUUGCCUCUAUCUCUGAUGAAAUGCAAACUCUUAAGGCAGAGGUGGCUCACAGGGAAUUGAUUCUUGAAGAACAAUGGAGAUCAGUUUCUGCUCAGGUUAUCGAUAGAGUUGGUGAGCUAUAUUCUACUGUUGAGACAGUUUCCAACACGCUCGCUCCUGGAGAUGGUAGCAAUGAUAUUGUGGGCUAUGUUGCUGCUUCUGUUCGUGGUGCCUGCAAAAUGAUUGAAGAUCUGCGUGGACAACUUGAAUCUGCUCUCAGUGACCGAAAAGAGAUCUUGGAUAGAAGUAAUAUGACCUUAAAUGCAUUGCAUAACUUAUACGAUGAACUCAGUGAACUUGUGAUAACAUUCAGAACCCACCAAGAUAAAACACAGAGUUUGGUGGCAGACAACGUGCCAGAUCUUUUACAUGACAAUGUUUCCAGUAUGAUCUUGAAUCAGUUAAAGGAACUUUUAGGCGAGAGAUUGCAGCUUGAGUCUGAAAAUCACCGACUCAAUGCAGAGUUGGUUGCCAAGUUAGGACAAAUUGAUGAUCUGGAUAAAAGAUGUCUUAAAUCAGAUACUAUCAUGAAGUUGGUUGAAGAGAUUGAGCAUUCAGUUAUGCUUGGAGUGACAGGGACUAACACAGACGAUCCUUUCUCACGCCUGGAGACUCUGAUCCUUUUGCUUGCACAGAAGUAUAAAGAAGCUGAUAAGCAUCUGAGCUUAUCAAAAUCUCUGGAAAUGCAAUUUAGUGGUCUUCAGGGACAAGUGGAUCAAUUGCAUCUUGUUCUUGUUCAAUAUGAAAAUGAAAAUCUUGUUUUGAAGGACAGUUUGAAGAGUACUGGGAUGGAUAUUGUUGAUCUUAAUACUAAACUAAAGGAAAAAAUUGCUGAACUUGAACAGUCAGAGCAACGGGUUUUGUCCGUUAGAGAGAAGCUGAGCAGAGCUGUUACAAAGGGGAAAGGUCUUAUUUCAAAGCGCGAUAGUCUCGAGCAGUCUUUGGCUGAGACAUCCAAAGAAUUGGAUAAAUGCACGCAGGAGCUAUCAUCUAAAGAUGCUAAGCUCCAUGAACUUGAAACAAAGUUAAGAGUCUACUCUGAGGCAGGUGAGCGCAUGGAAGCUUUGGAAUCUGAGCUUUCAUACAUCCGCAACUCAGCCACUGCUUUACGAGAAUCAUUUCUGCUGAAAGACUCUGUCCUGCAGAGAAUAGAAGAGAUUCUAGAAGAUAUAGAGCUGCCGGAGCAUUUCCAUUUGAAAAGUACAAUCGAGAAGGUCGAAUGGCUUGCUAAAUCUACUGGAGGAAAUUCUCAACCAAUAGGUGACUGGGAACAAAGAAGUUCGAUGGGGGGAGCUUCAUAUUCCGAUACUGGACUUGUUGGUGCAGAAGCCUUGAAGGACUCCAUGCAGCCGAACCUUGAUUCCAUUGAUGACUUGAGGAGAAGAUAUGAUGAGUUGGAAAACAAAUAUUAUGGGAUAGCUGAGCAGAAUGAGAUGCUUGAACAAUCAUUAAUAGAUAUGAACAACCUUUUACAUCAGUGGGAAGGAAUUUUGGACAGAGUUGAUAUGCCUUCUCAAUUGCGGUCCAUGGAGCCUGAAGAUAAAAUUCAAUGGUUGGAAAAUGCGUUUUCAGCAGCCCAGAACCAUUGUUAUUCUCUGCAGAAGAGGGUUCAUGGCUUGGAGAGUUUUUGUGAAUCACUAGCUGUAGAUGCGGAAGAUUCUCAAAGGAGAACAUCUGAGCUUGUUGCAGCAUUUCAGCUGGUCUGUGUAGAGAAAGAAAUCACAUUACUGGACUUGGAGAUCCUGAGUCAUGAAAAUGAGGAGAUCUCAAAGAAGAUUGCUAAUUUGGAAGUUAGAAAUGAGAAUCUUCAGUAUGAAGUGAGUAUGUUUCAAGAAGACAAGAUUCGGCUUGCAGAAGAUGCUCAUCACACCAAUGAUGCAAUUAGAAGAGUGAGUGAAUUAGUAUGUGAUGCUCUUCAGGAGCCUUGUACAGAAGGCACAUUACACGGUCGGGAAGGUGUUAUUUGUUUAGAGGAAAUGUUGAGGAAACUUGUAGAAAAAUAUAAUACAUCCACUUGGAAUCCUGUUAGUAAUGAACCUAUCGACGUGCAUGCUGCUGAAAAGGAAGAAAUGUCUUACACUUCAAGGGCAUUUGACGAGCAGGAUGUAGAGUCCCUCAGAAAAGAGUUGGAAGAUUCCGCCGCUGAAUAUAUGAUAUUGAAGGAGGAGAGAGAUGGAUACAUGCUGAAAAAUCAGUCUUUGCUCCAUGAAGUUGAAGAAUUGGAAAUCAAAAAGAAAGAAUUGCAUGAACUACUCAACCAGGAGGAAUUGAAAUCAGCUUCUUUGACAGAGAACCUGAGCAAAAAACUGGAAAGUUGUGAAAAUGAAUUGAGGAUUUUGAAAGAGGAGAAAGAGAGAGAUGAAAUCAGCAAUCAAUCAUUGCUUUGUCAAAUUGAAGAUCUGGAAAUGAAAAGCAAAGAUUUGAAAGAGCUACUUAACCAGGAGGAACUGAGAUCAGCAUCUCUGAGGGAUACCCUGAACAAGAAGCUUGAAGAUUCUAUGGGUGAAUUAUCUGUUUUGAAGGAGGAGAGAGAUAGAUAUGUUAUAAACAAUCAAUCCUUCCUCCAUGAAGUCCAAGAAUUGGAAAUGAAAAGAAAAGAGUUGGAAGAUCUACUUCAUCAAGAGAAGCUGAAGUCGUCUUCCUUGCAAGAACUACUUAGCAAGGAGGAACUGAACUCUGUUUCUUUGAGAGAGACCCUGACCAAAAAGCUGGAAGAUUAUAUUGGCGAAUUGACAAUUUUGAAGGAGGGGAAGGACAAAUAUAUGCUAUCCAAUCAAACCCUACAGCAUGAAGUUGAAGCAUUGGGAUUGGAAAAGAGAGAAUUGCAAGAGUUACUGAGCCAGGAGGAAUUGAAAUCAGCUACUGUGAGCCAAAAGGUGCAAGAUACUACAAGUGUAGUAAUGAUUCUGAAGGAGGAGAAAGAGAGUCUUGUGCAAAUCAAUCAAUCCUUACUGCAUGAAGUCGAAGAACUGGAAAUGAGAAGUAAAGAAUUGCAAGAGCUACUCAAUCAGGAGGAAAGGAAAUCGGCUUCUUUGGCAGAGACCCUGCAAAACGUGCAAGACUCUAUGGGUGAUCUGAUGAAUCUGAAAGGCGAGAAAGAGAAUCUUGUCCAGAACAAUCAGGCCUUAGUCCGUACAGUUGAAGAACUGGAACUGAAAAAGAAAGAAUUGCAGGAGACCCUGCAAACUGUGCAAGACUCUAUGGGCGAACUGAUACUUCUGAAAGGCGAGAAAGAGAAUCUUGUCCAGAACAAUCAGACCUUAGUCCGUACAGUUGAAGAACUGGAAGUGAAGAGGAAAGAAUUGCAGGAGCUACUUAAUCAGGAGGAACAGAAAUCAAGUUCUUUGAGAGAGAAGUUAAAUGUAGCUGUUCGGAAGGGGAAGUCUUUGGUGCAGCAACGAGAUAGAAUGAACCAAGUAAUGGAAGAGCAAAAUGCUGAACUUGAGCGCCUCAGAUCAGAGUCUCAGCAUAGCGCAAAAUCUGUUUCCGAGUACGAAGAACAGACCAAGAACUUGCUAACUGCCCAGGAAAGGUUACGAGUUAUGGAAUCUGAAACAGCUGUUCUUAGGUCUCGUGUGGAAGAAUUUGAGCGCAGUUUGCAGGAAAAAGAUUAUAGAUGGAACAGUAUUGUGGAUGCUCUGGAACAUAUUGAUCUUGGUAAUGAACUAAAUUCUGGAAAUCCUUAUGAGAAGAUAAAGUAUGUAGGAGCACAUUUGACUGAUCUACAUACUCGCAUGGAUUCCCUUGAGCAAGAAACAAGAAAAUCGAAAAGAGCAGCUGAAUUACUACUCACGGAGUUGAAUGAAGUUCAAGAAAGAAAUGAUAACCUUCAAGACGAGCUAGCGAAAGCAGGUUAUGAGUUUUCAGAACUUUCUAGGGAAAAAGAUUUAGCAGAAAAAGCUAAAAGAGAAGCUUUUGCAAAGAUUGAGAAUCUUUAUCUCUCACAUUCUGAGGAGAAGGACAGACAUUUGUCUGAAACUAUGGUGUUGAGAUCUAGUGUGGACAGCUUGAGAGAGGACAUAUCCUCCAUUGAAAGAGAGCUGAAUGGGGUACUCUUCAGCGAUUUUGAAGUUCUGCAGAACUUGAAGGCUGUGUUGAAAUCAUUGUUUGAAUCAGGUGUUACCUCUGACUUUGACACUCUAUUUUCUGGUAGCUUCCACCAUGGAGCCAUGCCAAGGAAAUCAGAAAAUAAGGUUUUUAUGAAUGAAAUUGAUUCCCUAAGGGAGCUAAUUUACAACCAUUCACAUUCAUUGCAACAAGAGGCUUCCCAAUUAUUUGAAGUGGUGGAGAAUGUUCAUAGAGGAUAUAAUUCUCAUAAAGGGAUAUGUGAAUCUAUGAAGAAAGAUGUUCAGAAGCUGGAAUCAAUCGUGAAAGAGAAGGAGUCUGAACUACAUAUUUUGCAAGGGAACAUUUCAUUGCUUUAUGAAACUUGUGGGAGUGCAAUUUCUGAAAUUGAAAAUUUGAAGCAUGUGGCCGGAAAUGCAAUGGCUUCAAGAUCUCCAGCAAGGAGUAAGUCUCAAAUACCUGGUGAAGGAUUGAAUAACUCCGCAAAUGGCAUUCCCAUCAUCAAUGAGGAAGGCAUCAGGAGCAUACGAGACAACCUGUUAUUGGUGGUAAGGGACAUCAUACACAUGCAAAAUGACCUUGUGGAAUCUGGCCAGGAUGAGAUGAAGCGUACCAUAUCGAAUCUACAGAAAGAGCUACAGGAGAAAGACAUCCAAAGAGACAGGGUUUGUACUGAGCUUGUUAAUCAGAUAAAGGAAGCUGAAACUAAUGCAAAGAACCAUUUGCACGAACUGCAGCAAGUAAAAAUGCAGCUGCAUGAUGCACAGAGAAAAUUGAAUGCAAUGGAAGAGGAGCAUAAAGUUUUGGAUCAGACAAUUAAAGAACUAAAGGAUCAGGAAACUGAUUCCAAUGAUCUGCGGCAGAAAGUUAACUCACUGACGGAGGCAUUAGCUGCAAAAGUGCAAGAGAAUGAGGCUUUGAUGCAAGCCCUUGACGCACAGGAGGCAGAAAUGGAGGACCUUACAGACAAGGUUGCGGGUCUGGAGAAUGAACUGCAACAAAAGAACAAAGACCUGGAGAAUCUUGAAACUUCACGUGCCAAGGCAUUGAAGAAGCUUUCUGUUACUGUAGGCAAGUUUGAUGAGCUUCAUCAUUUCUCUGAAAGUCUUCUAUCAGAAGUUGAGAAACUCCAAUCCCAACUACAAGAGCGAGAUUCAGAAGUUUCUUUCCUCAGGCAAGAGGUUACUAGGUGCACAAAUGACGCAUUGACUAUUACUGAGCUGCAGAAGAGUAGUUCAGAUGAGAUUCGUAACUUGCUGUCUUGGUUAGAUUCUACGAUGUCUAAGGGACAGAUGCAGGAUAUUAUUGCUGAUGAUCCAAAACGUUUUCCAGUUGUUGAAUAUAAGGCGGCAUUGGAGAAAAAGAUUCUGGACUUGAUAUCUGAAUUAGAAAAUCUUCGCUUGGAUGCCCAGAAAAGUGAUAUUCUAUUGCAAAAGGAGAGAAGUAAAGUGGAAGAUUUAACUCAAAAGGAACAGUAUCUUAUAAAUUCUCUAGAUGAGAAAGAAUCUCAACUAGUAAAGCUUAAAGAAACCGGAGAUUCUUCAAAAUCUACAAAGUCUCCUUCAGAGAUUGUGGAGGUUGAUGCCAAGCCAAACAAAUGGGCUUCCUCAGGAACCAUUGCACCACAAGUUCGUAGUCUGCGGAAAACAAAUAAUGAUCAAGUUGCAAUCGCAAUAGAUGUGGAUCAAAGUAAUACCCAGUUGGAGGAUGAUGAUGAUAAAGCUCACGGGUUCAAAUCACUCACGACAUCCAAGUUUGUCCCAAGAUUUACAAGACCUGUGUCAGACCUAGUCGACGGCCUGUGGGUGUCCUGUGAUCGAGCACUAAUGCGACAGCCUGCUCUGCGACUCACUGUAAUGCUGUAUUGGGCCGUGCUCCAUGCACUCCUCGCAACUUUUGUAGUCUGAGAUCUGUUCUGCAGGUUUUCGAUGAUCUGGGCUAGAGAUCACAGUUUUACAUGAAGAUAGAUUAUACAGACUGGCUUCAGCAGCAUCUCACACUUAGGAAGUUCGAUUCGAUUUGGUUUGGUUUAUUCAUUUGUUAUUCAUGUAACCAGGAAAACUGUGAUUUCCUCUAUAUUUUUUAUACGACAAAUCACAGAUUGCUUGGUGUUUGUCCAAUAAGAGGAACAAGAUUUGUCAAAUAGUUUAAGUAUAUACACACACAAUACAGUAGAAAUUUAAGCUGUAGAAAUAUAGCCCUAGUUUGUUGCAAGACAAGCAAUUCUCUAUAUCUCUCUACUUCUUUUGUUUUUUGAAAAUGGGUAGUAGAAAUUCCCAAAUAUUAUUAUUGACUGAUUUAUUUAUUGAAUUGGCAA
This is a messenger RNA of Andrographis paniculata, 9334 nucleotides long. RefSeq names its product trans-Golgi network-localized SYP41-interacting protein 1. Lineage: Eukaryota; Viridiplantae; Streptophyta; Magnoliopsida; Lamiales; Acanthaceae. The transcript is spliced from 9 exons. Bases 372 to 8924 code for a protein of 2850 amino acids. The record is from RefSeq and is a predicted model, not a curated record.